Striga asiatica is the source of this 384-nucleotide messenger RNA. NCBI's taxonomy places the organism in Eukaryota, Viridiplantae, Streptophyta, Magnoliopsida, Lamiales, Orobanchaceae. The record is from the annotation of a GenBank genome assembly.
AUGGAAGCAAAACAAGGUAGUGCUAAUUUGGUGGUCGUGAGCAAAGUGUAUUGUUCGAUUUCCGAUGAAAUUCUUGUUGUAAGGAGGCGGCCAAACGUGACCAAUGGCGGUGGCUUUGUGGUGGCGGAUGGUGGCCAGACGGUCGUUUUCAGUGUCGAUGGAUGUGGAAUUAUUGGCCGGAAAAACGAGCUUUUUGUCAGGGAUGGCAAUGGAAAUCCAUUGCUUCUCAUUAGGCGAAAGAUUGGUGUUGAGAAAGAGGUGCAACAAGUGAUGACAAGCAGGGAUUUGUACUAUGUCCAAAUAAAAGCUGGAAUAGAUCAAGCUUUUAUUUUUGGAGUGAUUGCUGUUCUUGACUACAUAUAUGAUGGAUCCACAAGAUGCUGA